UUCUGUUCUCCUGUGAGACCCAGUUCUGUUCUCCCUGUGAGACCCAGUUCUGUUCUCCCUGUGAGACCCAGUUCUGUUCUCCCUGUGAGACCCAGUUCUGUUCUCCCUGUGAGACCCAGUUCUGUUCUCCCUUUCUGUUCUCCUGUGAGACCCAGUUCUGUUCUCCCUGUGUGGCCCAGUUCUGUUCUCCCUGUGAGACCCAGUUCUGUUCUCCCUGUGAGACCCAGUUCUGUUCUCCCUGUGAGACCCAGUUCGUUCUGUUCUCCUGUGUGACCCAGUUCUGUUCUCCCUGUGAGUUCUGUUCUCCCUGUGAGACCCAGUUCUGUUCUCCCUGUGAGACCCAGUUCUGUCUCCCUUUCUGUUCUCCCUGUGAGACCCAGUUCUGUUCUCCCUGUGAGACCCAGUUCUGUUCUCCUGUGGCCCAGUUCUGUUCUCCCUGUGAGACCCAGUUCUGUUCUCCCUUUCUCCCUGUGAGACCCAGUUCUGUUCUCCCUGUGAGACCCAGUUCUGCUCCCUGUGAGACCCAGUUCUGUUCUCCCUGUGAGACCCAGUUCUGUUCUCCCUGUGAGUUCUGUUCUCCUGAGACCCAGUUCUGUUCUCCCUGUGAGACCCAGUUCUGUUCUCCCUUUCUGUUCUCCUGUGAGACCCAGUUCUGUUCUCCUAUCCAGUUCUGUUCUCCCCGUGAGACCCAGUUCUGUUCUCCUGUGAGACCCAGUUCUGUUCUCCCUGUGAGACCCAGUCUCCACCAGUUCUGUUCUCCCUGUGAGACCCAGUUCUGUUCUCCCUGUGAGACCCAGUUCUGUUCUCCCUGUGAGACCCAGUUCUGUUCUCCUUUCUGUUCUCCCUGUGAGACCCAGUUCUGUUCUCCCUGUGAGACCCAGUUCUGUGAGACCCAGUUCUCCUGUGAGACCCAGUUCUGUUCUCCCUGUGAGACCCAGUUCUGUUUCUCCUGUGAGACCCAGUUCUGUUCUCCCU
Oncorhynchus nerka (sockeye salmon) is the source of this 975-nucleotide messenger RNA. Its product is annotated as keratin-associated protein 10-7-like. The annotation marks the transcript as partial. The transcript has 8 exons. The record is from RefSeq and is a predicted model, not a curated record. Lineage: Eukaryota; Metazoa; Chordata; Actinopteri; Salmoniformes; Salmonidae.